Phaedon cochleariae (mustard beetle) is the source of this 2049-nucleotide messenger RNA. The record is from the annotation of a GenBank genome assembly. NCBI's taxonomy places the organism in Eukaryota, Metazoa, Arthropoda, Insecta, Coleoptera, Chrysomelidae.
AUGUUUGGUGUGCUGUGCUAAUAUUAUAUAUAUAUAACCUAGAAAGUUGAAGAAUAUGAAAUGUGUGCUAAGUCGAUUCUAUGCAUUAGAAACUUGAGUUUGGAAGCAAAAUCUACUAAAUUCUUCACUACGCCCAUUUAUUAUGUAAACGCAAAUCCGCACAUCGGUCAUUUAUAUAGCUCUCUGAUAGCGGACGCAUCCAAAAGAUGGCAGCAGAUAUUCAAAAAAGACUCCUCUGUAAAGUUUUCCACUGGCUGUGACGAACACGGAUUAAAAAUUCAACAGGCUGCACAAAAAAAUCAAACGUCUCCUCUUCAUUACUGCGACAAGAUUUCGAGCCGCUUCAAAGAUUUGGCAGACGAAUUCAGUAUCGGAUAUACAGAUUUCAUCAGAACCAGCGACCAGAAGCAUAAAAGUACAGUCGAACUGUUUUGGAAAAAAUUGGAAGAUAAUAAUCAUAUUUACCUAUCAAACUAUGAGGGCUGGUACUGCAUUCAGGACGAAACUUUCCUGAAGGAAUCUCAAAUUGUGGAGAAAACAGGAGACGAUGGAAAGAAGUUCCUUGUAUCCAUGGAGAGCGGACAUCCUGUAGAGUGGACGACAGAGGAAAAUUUCAUGUUCAAAUUGAGUAAAUUCCGAAGCGAUAUCGAACAUUGGAUAACAAGAAAUGAGCACACCGUCCGCCCGAAAAAGUUCCAGAAAAUCCUGCUGGACUUCCUGGAGCAGGAGGAGGACUUGUCGGUGUCGCGGCCCUCCUCGCGAGUGCGGUGGGGCAUCCCCGUGCCCGGCCGCCCCUCUCACACCGUCUACGUAUGGCUGGACGCUCUCGUCAAUUAUCUGACGGCGGUGGGGUACGGGAAAGAGGGAGAGGUAUUUGACAGAUGUUGGCCGCCCCAUUUGCACGUCAUCGGGAAGGAUAUACUCAAAUUCCAUGGUAUUUAUUGGCCAGCGUUUCUCAUGGCUGCCAACUUGGAUCCGCCAAAAUCGAUCUUGUGUCAUUCACAUUGGACCGUGGACGGCGAAAAAAUGUCCAAGUCCAAGGGAAACGUCGUUUGUCCUUUUGACAGAGCACAAACCUACACCACCGAUGGACUACGGUAUUUCUUGUUGAGAGAAGGAGUUUCUCACAGCGAUGGAAAUUAUAGUGAUACGAAAGUUUUGAGGAUUCUGAAUUCGGAAUUGGCCGAUACGUUGGGUAACUUGCUGAGUAGAUGUUGUGGAACAGUCCUGAAUCCUGAUCAGAAAUUUCCAAAAAUUGAUUCGCAAGCCUUUGAUCGUAUUAGUUCUCUCGAUUGCACCAAAAAUUUGUUGGAACAUGUGGCAAAAUUACCCGGCAUUUGUCGAGAUCAUUAUGAAAGUUUGAACUUCUACAAAGUGGCGGACGCAGUGAUGACGACCUUGCAUGUUGCCAACUUGUUUUUCGAAACUUUGAAGCCGUGGGAACUCAAAAAGAACUCUGAAAGUCGGGAGGAGCUGAAGGUCGUUCUCCACGUGACCUUGGAGACUCUUCGAGUCAGCGCCAUCUUGUUGCAACCGAUGAUCCCACGUUUGUCCGAAACAUUGUUGGACAAAUUGGCUGUCGGGAAAGGAGAGAGGUUUUUUGACGAUUUGGAUCGGUUUUCUUGGGCACAGAAGGAAUUCGAAGAGAGGCAUUUAGGAAUGGACAAAGUUGUGUUGUUCAGGAGGAUUUCACUUGGAGAUGACUUAAAAGGCAGCAAUAGGAGGAAAUGAGAAGCAAAAUGAAUGUCAGUAGGCGUAAUUCGAUUUGGACUUUUAUUUAGAAGUGGACAGCAUUUUCAACAAUUACAAGGAUAGGUAUAAAACAUUCAAUUUGUGUCACAUCCAAGUUUAUAUCAUUCUUUUAACCGAGUUGAGUUCGACCUAGAAAGAAAUAAUCUGCCAUUGAGGAGAAUAACGUGAACAUCAAUUAUGACGAUGUAGGUUUUGGGGAGUGGUAUAUUUUUUUCUGAUCGAACAAAUCUGCCAACAUACGAAUUAUAGGCUAAGCAUAUUAGGAUUUUCAGAGGAAAGUUUUGCUAUAGUUUUGAU